AUGGGAUCUACUCCGUUUACUUCCCCGACAAUCCACCGGGCCGAGGGUCUGCCUUAUUUUACCCCCGCCAACAAUGCUGGAGCAGCUGUAAACCAACAGGACCCCAACACCCCGACGCUGUUCCGCCCUUUACAGAUUCGAGAUGUUACACUGAAGAAUCGUGUGAUUGUGGCGCCGAUGUGCACCUACUCCACUGAAUCAGACCCAACUUCUCCAGCUGUAGGCGCUCUCACAGAUUUUCACAUCGCGCAUCUCGGUCAUUUGGCCACGAAGGGAGCCGGCCUAAUUUUUAUUGAAGCCACAUCCAUUCAGCCCAAUGGUCGGAUUUCGCCCAAUGAUUCUGGCCUUUGGCAAGAUGGGACAGACUCCGAACAGUUCAAAGGACUUCGCCGCGUGGUGGAUUUCGUUCAUAGUCAAGGGGCCAGAAUCGGCAUUCAGCUUGCUCACGCUGGUCGGAAGGCUAGCACGGUCGCACCCUGGCUCGCAGCCCAAGCCAAGCAACGCGGCAUCAAAGCCGACGAAAGUGUUGGUGGUUGGCCAUCAAAUGUGGUUGGCCCAUCUGGCGGGGAAGAGCAAAUUUGGGCCCCUGGUGAUCAAUUUUGGGCCCCUCGCGAGCUUGAAACUGUCGAGGUUGAAGAACUUGUCCGGGCGUUUGCGAGAAGUGCAGAGCUUGCUGCACAAGCAGGAGUGGAUGUAAUUGAGAUCCAUGGGGCCCACGGGUACCUGAUCCAUCAAUUCCUCAGCCCCAUUACCAAUCGACGAACGGACAAGUAUGGUGGCAGUUUUGAGAACCGAACUCGGCUCUUAUCCGAGGUGGCUACUGCAAUCCGUGCCGUCGUGCCAAGUGGAAUGCCCUUGUUUCUUCGUAUUAGUGCGACGGAUUGGCUCGAGAAUCAAGCUGUCGCAGCAAGAACUGGAAGUUGGGACAUGCCAUCCUCAAUUCAAUUGACAAAAUUGUUACCAGACCUGGGGAUUGACUUCCUGGAUGUCAGUUCAGGCGGUAAUCACAAAAGCCAACGUAUCGAGCCUCAUACGAACUAUCAGAUUGAUCUCGCUGGCCAAAUUCGUCAAGAAAUCCACGCUGCUAAGCAUACGACGCUGGUUGGAGCGGUUGGCUUCAUUACAGAGGCUGAGUCCGCUCGCGAUAUUGUUCAGGGUGCAGAAGAAGAGGCACAGGCGACCGAGGCAAUUUUGUCUGGCCACAAGCCUAAGGCCGAUGCCGUGUUAAUGGCCCGUCAAUUUUUGCGUGAGCCUGAAUGGGUGCUCACGGCUGCCAAGAAACUAGAUGUGAAGGUAUCUCUCCCAUGGCAGUUUACCAGAGGCUUACUGUAA
Penicillium crustosum is the source of this 1332-nucleotide messenger RNA. Its product is annotated as NADH:flavin oxidoreductase/NADH oxidase. Bases 1 to 1332 code for a protein of 443 amino acids. Gene Ontology annotation, cellular component: intracellular anatomical structure. NCBI's taxonomy places the organism in Eukaryota, Fungi, Ascomycota, Eurotiomycetes, Eurotiales, Aspergillaceae. The transcript has a single exon. The record is from RefSeq and is a predicted model, not a curated record. Gene Ontology annotation, molecular function: NADP binding; FMN binding; NADPH dehydrogenase activity.